AUGGAGCAGCAAUCCCGAGAAAGUCCAGCGCCAUCUCGUUCCGGCGACGCGCCAAAUCUCUGUUUAAUCAAACUCGACCUGCCCGGGCCUAAACCUGGGCCUUUUCCCUCGCUCGUUCCCCGUGCUGAAGCGAACUUGCACAGUCGACGCCCCGCCCCACUCGGCCGUUUCUUCGUUUCUGUCCGUAUCACCAAACAUUUUCUGCAGCGAAGGCAUACUGCGGCAUGCCACUGUGUCUUACAUCAGGUUUCCACUGCGUCAAGGAAUGGAUAUCAAGAUGUGCUCGGCACAAAACCGACGUUGGCUACCGUACGUCUGGGAGCCACCGAGCCAGGCACAGAGUGUCAAUAA
Messenger RNA from Colletotrichum costaricense, 351 nucleotides. RefSeq lists its product as uncharacterized. NCBI's taxonomy places the organism in Eukaryota, Fungi, Ascomycota, Sordariomycetes, Glomerellales, Glomerellaceae. The record is from RefSeq and is a predicted model, not a curated record. Bases 1 to 351 code for a protein of 116 amino acids. The transcript has a single exon.